Molecule: messenger RNA, 6833 nt
Organism: Phycodurus eques (leafy seadragon)
Lineage: Eukaryota; Metazoa; Chordata; Actinopteri; Syngnathiformes; Syngnathidae
Product: pleckstrin homology domain-containing family G member 1
Exons: 17
Coding region: 328-5085 (1585 amino acids)
Biological process (GO): intracellular signal transduction
Molecular function (GO): guanyl-nucleotide exchange factor activity
Source: RefSeq, a predicted model, not a curated record
UAGACACACUCAUGCGUGCGGUGGAUGUGUUGCCACAGGAGGGGAGGAUGAAGAGCGCAGCAAGGAAGGGAUCCCCCUCAGAACUGCACUGAACCAAAGAAAACAGUAGCUAGUCACAGUGUAUGUAUGAGUGGAAGUGAAGUCAGUGCAUUUCCAGGAGUGGACUGCACACGUUUGCUCCAAGGAAGAAGGGAUUCACCAAUGAAAGGAAGCAUGCGGGUCGUGUGAGGGGAUCUGUUGCUGGGAAUACUUAUUGGAAUACUCGGACUAUGUGAUGCAGCGGGGAAAUCCUUCACUUCAUCGCUUUUAAAACUUUCAUUUGUCACCAUGCCGACUGACGACUACAGCUAUCUGCCUGAUGCGUUGCCACCUGUACCUGAAGUCCCGGACUCUGGCUCAGUCCUGAGGUCCAGCGACAUCCCCAACCGUUGCCUCCGCAACCCGGCCUUCCGUUACGCCUCCUUGCGCUAUUGCUCGGCCCACAGCAUGGACUCCUCUCCUGACAACACCGAAAGGCCCGUCAGCUACAGCUCCACCUCUUCCUCUGCUUCCUCCCGGGACAGUCACUGCUCGCUGGGCAGCCGCUCCACCCUCGUCCACACCCCGCACUGUAACCCCGUGAACUCCGACCAGGACUCAGGGGCUAUACGUUUGGAGCUGGUUCCCACCCAGCAGCUAGGAUGUGGAGAGGAGGACCCUAAAGAUGAUGGAGGGAUGGAAACAGGAAGCCAGCCAGGGAGGAAGGGCACUGAACAGAUGCCGGCAGAUCACUCAGAACCGGAGGUGGGUCUCGACGGGGGCGUGGAGCGGAUCGGUCAGGUGCAAGGGCCCAGGACCUAUGUGGAUCGUGUGGUGCAGGAGAUUCUGGACACGGAGAGAACCUACGUCCAGGACCUGAGAAGCAUUGUGGAAGACUACUUGGAGAGUAUCAGCAACCAGGCUCGGCUCGGUUUGAGCACCGAGGAUAGAGGCUCUCUGUUUGGCAACAUCCGGGACAUCUACCACUUCAACAGGGAUUUGCUUCACGACCUGGAAAAGUGCAACGCGGACCCCGUGGCAAUCGCUGAAUGUUUCGUAUCAAAGAGUGAAGAAUUCCACAUAUACACCCAGUACUGCACCAAUUACCCAAGGUCGGUGGCUGUGCUCACCGAGUGCAUGAGGAACAAGGCGUUGGCCAAGUUUUUCCGCGAGCGCCAGGAAUCUCUGUGCCACUCCUUGCCUCUGGGCUCCUACCUGCUGAAGCCGGUGCAGAGGAUCCUCAAGUACCAUCUGCUGCUUCACGAGAUAGCCAACCAUAUGGAGAAGGACACAGAAACGUAUGAGGUUGUGCAGGAAGCCAUAGACACCAUGCAGAGAGUGGCUUGGCACAUCAACGACAUGAAGAGGAAGCACGAGCAUGCUGUUAGGCUGCAGGAAAUCCAGAGCUUGCUGACUAACUGGAAAGGCCCUGAUCUGAUCGGCUACGGCGAGCUGGUCCUCGAAGGAACUUUUCGUCUGCAGCGAGCCAAGAACGAGAGAACGCUCUUCCUAUUCGACAAGCUCCUGCUUAUCACCAAGAAACGAGAAGAAGCCUUCACGUACAAAGCUCACAUCCUGUGCUGCAACCUAAUGCUUGUGGAAGUCAUCCCUAAAGAGCAACUGAGUUUCAGCGUGUUUCACUACAAGAAUCCCAAACUACAGCACACAGUCCAGGCCAAGUCCCAGCAAGAUAAGCGCAUGUGGAUCUUACACCUCAAGAGACUCAUACUUGAAAAUCACCCUGCCAAAAUCCCUGCCAAGGCCAAACAAGCAAUCCUGGAGAUGGAUGCAAUGCACCAUCCUGGAUUUCACUAUAGCCCUGAUGGUGACAAGAAGGAUUCACCGCAGACCAAAGACGGCCCCAACCCUCGCAGAGGACGCAGAAAAGAACCGCUGUCAAAAUUACUGAAGAAUGCCAAGCAAAAUGCUGCCAACAGCGACGGAGAAAAGCGAACAAGUUUGGGCGCAACCCUGCUCUCUCCGGUGUCCCAGCUGGCUCUGGGCACAAUAGGCCGCAGCCGCAGUCUCAUCAACCAAUCACAGGAGUCUUUGGACCCCGGUGACCACUACGACCACAGCGAUAGAGAGGACGGGGAGGAGCCACACCAGCAAGAUGCUGAUGACGAGGAUGAUAGCGGCCUGGGUGGUGGGAAGAGGUUGCGAGUCCCUGGCAAAAGCAGUCGGAAGAGGCUGAACCCCCAAGCGUCCGUGGACAGUAUAGAACAGUGGAAAACCUUCAACAUGAGCGCUUCAGAUCUUCAGAGAGCCAGAGAAUCCCUUGUAAGGGACGGAAGUCACCACCCGCCACUCCGCAGGACCGCUCGCGUGACAGAGGAACCUCCAGAGUCCCCGAUCCCAUCCGUAGUUGUGACAGAUAGUAAUCAUUCUGUUCGAAACAUCUGGGCAGACCACCGCGCUCGCAGGGCCAUGUUCCCCACCAGACAGCGAACCAUGCAGCCCGAUGACGAUGAAGAGGAUAUCUACCAGAUGUUUGUUCCUACAGAGCCAAGCGGACCAGAACCGGAGUUGCCCUCAGAGAGAUCAGAGGCCCCCUCAUCUCCGAGGACAGUACGGCCUUGCAGCUGGCAUGUGGAUCAGCUUCCCUCCGUACAGGUUGAACCUCCAUCCGUCGACAGCAGGGUUUUGCGAAGGGCGAGCAGUGUAGGCGAGAAUGCCACAGAGGCUCGGAAAAGUCCAGAUGACGACCAGGCCGGUCAUAACCUGGAAGUAAUUCAUACAGAGUCCUCCAGCAAUGACAUAUCAGGAUCGUCCUCAGCCGAGCAGCUGACGAUGGAUGACAUUGAAAAUGUGUAUGACAACAUUAGCUAUGAAGACCUCAAGAGAAUGGGCCUGAUCAGAAGAGAUUCGGAUGAAUGCAAGUCACGGAAAGAACCGUCUUCCAAUGCACAGGGUUCCUGGAGCCAAGCAGCUAGGGCAUCGAAUGUUCCAGAUGUCUCAGGCAUCUCAGAGACUAUCAUUAAAUUAGACGGUGGUGCCAGUGAACACAAACAGUUCCCCACCCAGGAAGGAAGACCAGCAGAGACUCCAGAGCUCCAGAUAGUAGAGGAGAACAUCUAUGACUCCAUUUGUUUUCUGGAUCCUCCAGCGAUAGAUGUACAGGGAAUCAAUGUAGGUAAUAAGGCAGAUCCCCAGAGAGACAUUCUAAUGGCAUCUGAGCAAGACUUAACUGGAAGCUUUAAAGAGUUUGUCUCACAGGAGAGCCUUCACUUUGGAGACGCCCUCCACGCUGUCCAGUGUUCCUCAGAGCCAGAGUACUCCUCGUCAUCUGCUUCGUUGGCCUCGCAGCAUUCACAGAAAGGAGAUAAAAUGUCAGAGCAUGUAGAUGAACUCUGGAAUGACUUGGAGAAUUACAUCAGGGAUAAUGAGAAGAAAGCGGACCGGCUGCCUGCUGCCUUCCCAGUAAGUGCCCGUGAAUCAGCCAAGCGGUCAUCCUCAGUCAAAGGCAGUCCCACAAAAUAUCCUCCUGAACCCAGUCAUCCAUCUAAGAGUCCGCCUGGACAUCAACCUAAACACCCUCCUGUGCGCCCAUCGCAAUCAUUCAACAUCCCGGUCAUCAACCUCCCUGACCUUCAAAGUGAUAGAACCACUGAAGACGAAAGUCCAAGUCCUGUUCCCACUUUGCAACCCCUUCCAGUUGUGCCAGAGCCUCCACCGGGCACAGUGAAGAGCAUGCGUAACAGACUGGCCCGUCUCAGCAGCGGUAGUUUCCGGCUAGAGGACGAUGAUCUGGUUGAACUUCCUCCAAGAAUCCCUCCUCAGAGAGAGAAUCUCAUCAAGGAUAUCCAUAGUUUGUUCCCGGGGAAACUGCCAGGCCUGGACUCGUCGCUGGCUUCUUCCUCUCUCCUGCUGGGCGAGUCAGUAGACUUCCCCCUGGAACUUAUGGACAAAACCAAGAGUCGUGUCUUUUUGAUGGCGCGACAGUAUAGCCAAAAGAUAAAGAAAGCCAACCAGCUGCUGCGCAUGAGGAGCAUGGAUCCUGGAGACUCUUGCAGUCGGGCAAGAGCUGACCGAAGGCAGAAAGACCUGGCGGCCAUCCUGGAGGAAAAAAAACAGGGGGGAGCUGCUAUAGGUGCAAGGAUAGCCGAGUAUUCCCACCUUUACGAACAAGUCAUGUUCAAGGAUUCUUCCACGAGUACACACCACACUCAUCCAGGUCUUCCCUCUUCUCCGUCCAUGCCUGAGACCUCUCUGGAGGAGGAAUGGCUCCACUCCACCUACAGCAACGGCGAGCUCUCCAACUUCGUCUGUUCCGCCGGCGACUUGCGCAAUAUGCGGGCCUCUUCCACGCCUCAGCGCAGACUCACGUCUUCCUGCUCCAUCCCAUCUCUUAAGACCACCCCGGCCUCACCGAACAGCCCGCCAUCCCAGAGAUGGAGCUCCUGCAUAUCGGCUCCGAGCGAGAAAGAAGAGCACGUCUACAGUACCAUCAAGCGACAUCCUUCCUUUAACGCACCAUCCUCACCAUCUAGGAACUGUCAGUCGGCCAGCUCUCUGAAUAGCCAGCAGCCAGAGAAAAACAACCAGUCAGGACUCAAAUGUAACGGAUCUACUGUGGAUGGGUCCACAGAAAGACUCCACGGUCCCAGUUUGGGCCGUGCCGGUCGGCAGAGUAGCCUCCCAGAGAGGUCUACUCAAGGAGAGUCGGACCUCACCUUACACGACGGCCAACAUGUGGUGGUCCUGAACCGAGCGUCGGCCCUGAGCAUCCUCGCCGCCACCCAGAACUACUUUGCCAACUUUAAGGACAACGGCGAGGACGAUGACGACUACGUGGAGAUCCGCUCGGAGGACGAAGUGGAACCAGACCAGGGCGGGUCGGCGCGGCAGAGCGGCGGCUCGGUGGCCGGAUUUACCUACCAAAACCGGGGCCUCGUCCAUUCGCGGAGUUUGCCCUGCACGCCCGUGCACUCCAGCGACACGCUGAGAUCUCUGGAACGUGAGCAUCUGGAGAAAUACUUAUGGAGUGAACCACAGCAGAGCCAGCCCAACAUUGUCCAGUCUCUUAGGGAAAAGUUCCAGUGUCUGAGUUCCAGUAGCUUCGCUUAACAUGGCCUCACAACCGAAAGCUAAAUGCAUAUAUAUCGACAUACUACAGCCAUGCAAAUUACAACGAAAGGGGAUCUUGCUACUACCAACAGUUUACCCCAUUAACAAAAGGGAACAUAACACAAAUAUAGCACAAGUUCUACGUAAGCCAAAAUAGAUAUUUUCUAACAUAUGUAAAUACCUAUAUUUUAUGUAACAGGCUUCAACGUAAAAGACGUAUGUUGUUAGAGGUUAACAAUGGCGCUUUAACUCAUGCUUGCAAGCCGCCUUAGCACUUCCGGUCUUCUUAUGAAGUAAUCCAAAUACAACAAAUGGGUGUUAUUGAUUAUAAAUGGUAGGAUCACAUCAGAGAUCAAACCAGACAAGAUCUGAUGAUCUUUGGAGGACCUUGUCUGGCCAACCUCUUCAAACUCUAUUAUUUUAAUCUGCAUUUUCAGCACCUAGCCUGCACAUCUAAUGUUUAAAAUUGUGCUCAUGGCAUUAAACACACUUUAGAAUGUUUCACGUUUGCUGAAUAGCUAUAUUCAGGCUACAUUGUCUCUUUGCACACAUGCACAUUUUAGCAAUAACUGUAACACAAAUAAGGCAAGAUAACAUGUUGGCUAUUACAAAUGUAAAACUCAAACCUAUUAGUCUCUUCACCAACAUUGUCACCAAUUAUUAUGCUUGAAAACAAUCAAACUUGCUCAUAUUUUUCAUUAUCAAUAACAAACUUAAGGCUUCAUAUUUAUUUUGAACAUGUGAGCAAAAGUCAUGUUGUAUAUGAUAUGUCUGCAUCUCAAUGUGGAUUAUUAUUAUAAUUUUUUUGUAAUUACAAAUUAUAUUCUGGGACCAUAAUGGCUAGCAUUGAGAAUUGUUGGUUUAAAGACUACAGCAAUGUAAAAUAGGGAUGGGCAUUAUAAUUGAGAGAGAAUUCUGUCGACAAUGUGUAAUUAAUUGUGAAUUAAUGUCUUCAAUCAGUUAAAUGCACAACUUUGGUUGCAACCACUUCUGUCUGAAGAAGACAACACGAUGUCAGCUAUAGGAAGUUAAACUACAUUCAGGCAUAUUUGGUACCGCAUUGGCAUACAAAGAGGAGUUCAGAACAUUCAGAGUCCAUCCAUGACGAAUAUGUAUAUAUAUAUUUUUUUUAAUUAACAAUGAAUCGAUGAAUUGAGCGACAAUUUUUCCCCAUAGUCAAUGUAUUCAAAUGUCCAUCCCUAUUGUACAUGGUGUUUUACUUCAAUGGAAAGUGAGUGUUUUUCACACAAAUGUAUCACGCUACUGAUUAUACAUCCACAGUUUCAGGGAGGUGUUGAUAAAAGGUUUGUCUCAGUAUGUUUUAUAUAGCGGCAACUUUAGUACAGACUGCACAAACCAUCUUAUUUAUUCCAAAGCAUCCUUAUGAGCUUUUAUGACUAUUCAUGCAAGGGCAGGUCCAUUACAGGUUGUAAAUGAAAGACUAUUGUAUUUAUUAAAAGAUUAUUCUGAUGUUUGGGGGUGUUCAUUCGCCAAAUUCAAAUCAAAUACUGUGAAUUGGUAGCUUUUUUUUUUUCUCCUUUAAAUCAUGCACUGCUUUACGCAAGUUCCAAUUGUAAAGUUAAAAAGCACAACAUCAUGGUCUACUGUUCAUAUCAAGACAGAUGCAUUAAAAAAACAAGUUAGUAAUAUGAAGUAUGUUGUUUUUUUGUUUGUUUCAUUGUACACGUUUGUCCUUGGCUUCACCGGUGGGGAAUAUCGGUCUACAUUGAACCUUUUUUUUUUUUUUU